Molecule: messenger RNA, 1379 nt
Organism: Zophobas morio
Lineage: Eukaryota; Metazoa; Arthropoda; Insecta; Coleoptera; Tenebrionidae
Product: leucine-rich repeat-containing G-protein coupled receptor 4-like
Exons: 1
Coding region: 22-1323 (433 amino acids)
Molecular function (GO): protein binding
Source: RefSeq, a predicted model, not a curated record
CAAGCCACUUCAGUAUACAACAUGAGUGCAUUACUGCUAAAAUUAUUUUUGUGUAUUUUUCUUUAUAAAAUUAGUAACGGUGAAGACAUCACUUUUAAAAAUGUCACAAUUCAGUGGCUAAACCCAAGCAAAAAUGGAACAAUAACUGGUACUGGCGACAAUUUGAAAAACAUCAUUGCUGGUGAAGAAUGGUCAGUCGUGAAGGUCAGUGGAAAAAUUCCCGUAUUGUAUGAAAAAUCAAUUAGUGACAUUCCCAGUUUGAAAAAUCUGGAACUGUCUGGUGUGAGUCUAGAAGAAAUUAAACCUGGUGCUUUUGGAAAUUUGCCACUCUUAAAGGGUUUGAAUUUGAGCGAAAAUAAUUUAAGUGAAAUAAAAAGUGACACUUUCACCGACCUGAACAUGUUCAUUUUCGAUUUAAAAGACAACGCAAUUUCCUCUCUACAACCUGGAGCCUUCAAAAAUCUCAAAGCCGGACUUCUGAUUCUGGAUUCUAACAAACUUACUAAACUUUCAUCUGGUGUCUUCGAAAAUGUGACCAUCGAUAUUUUGAGACUGGUUUCUAAUCACCUCCAUACGAUAGCACCAAACGCAUUACCAGCCAAUUUGGUUCAUUUGAGACUAGACCACAACAAAAUUGAAGAAAUCGAUCCAGAAAUUUUCGACAUACCUCAGUUAGUAACGCUCGCUUUGUCCUUCAACUCCCUUAAGUUUCUACGACCCGGUGAUUUGAAAAACUUGCCAGGAUUAAUAUUCGUGCACUUGGACAAUAAUCAGUUGGAAGAGAUUCCAGGAGGAGUUUUCAAUAGCACAGAAAUCCGUUUUUUGACUUUAUACCGAAACAAAAUUGUUAAAAUUGAGAGUCAAGCUUUCGACAAUAUGUCAGACAUAAGAGCGUUCGAGGUAGAUAAUAAUAAUCUAACCUUUUGGGAUAACAACUGGUUGAAAGGAACACCAAAACUUAACGACAUCGGGGCUAGUUUUAAUCAAAUUACUGACAUUCCAGACGAAGCGUUCAAGAAUUUUCCACAUUUGCGCAGUAUUGAUCUUAGUUGGAAUAAAAUUAGGACCAUUUCGACUAAAGCUUUUUAUAAACUGAAGCGUGUCGAUGAUCUGGAUCUAAGUAAUAAUGAGAUUGACAAUUGGAGCCUCGAUUUGUUGACUAAUGUAACUAGUGUUCGUACACUUCGUCUUGCCUAUAACAAGCUGAAGUGCAUCGAUGGAGAUUUGGCUAAAGUAUUUGGGAUUGUUGGUUACGUGUCCCUGUCGGACAACCCAUGGGAUGACAACUGUGUCCAGAAAAUUCUGAAUUUUCAUCAAAAUUAGUAAUGCUUCAGUUGAUUAAUUUACGCAUAUUUUGGUUUAAUAAAAAUACAUUCCGA